Messenger RNA from Aspergillus lentulus, 1395 nucleotides. RefSeq names its product glycoside hydrolase family 39 protein. Gene Ontology annotation, molecular function: hydrolase activity, hydrolyzing O-glycosyl compounds. Lineage: Eukaryota; Fungi; Ascomycota; Eurotiomycetes; Eurotiales; Aspergillaceae. Gene Ontology annotation, biological process: carbohydrate metabolic process. The record is from RefSeq and is a predicted model, not a curated record.
AUGAAGACGACCACUUUCGCCUCCCUGCUGUUGGCCGGGACGGCCCUUGGCAGUCCCGCCCUGCAGAAAAGAGAUACCGUCACGGCCCAGGUCAACUUUGCCAAUAACACGGGCAAACCACAGCAUCUCGCUUCGGGAAUUCUGUACGGUCUUCCUGAUACCCCGAAUCAGAUUCCUACCAAAUUCUACACCGACAUGGGGUUCAACUACAAUCGCGCUGGUGGAGCCCAGGUUCCGUCGCCUGGAAGGGGCUGGAUCUGGGGUCUGAACGAGUAUAAGACACGCUUUGCGUCCGCGCUCUCCAAUUACAAAACCUCCCGCCAGCACGGCGCGAAAUUCAUCUUCCUGAUCCACGAUCUCUGGGGCGCCGACGGAACGCAGAAUUCCUCUGCACCCUACCCUGGUGACAACGGCGACUGGACCAGCUGGGACAACUACCUGACCCAUCUCCUCAGCGACAUCAAGGCCAACAGCAUGACCGACGGCCUGAUCAUUGAUAUCUGGAACGAGCCCGACCUCACCUAUUUCUGGAAUCGGGACCAAACGCAGUACCUGCAGAUGUGGGGUCGUACCUUCUACAGACUCCGUUCCGAGCUCGCUGGCGUACAGCUCUCCGGCCCCGCAUCCGCGGGCGAACCCCUCGCCAGCAACAACUGGUGGAAGAACUGGGCCUCCUUCGUGGCCACCAACAAGAGCAUCCCCGACCAAUACGCCUGGCACAUGGAAGGCGGCGGCGGCGAUCUGCUCUCCGCGCAGGCCGGCCUGGUCUACUGGCAGAAGACGUACGGGCUACCCGGGCGCCCCAUCAAUAUCAACGAGUACGCCGUGCUCAACGAGCAGGUCCCCGCCGGUUCGGCAUGGUGGAUCGGCCAGCUGGAGCGGAUCAACGCGAUCGGCCUGCGCGGCAACUGGCUGAGCGGGUGGAAGCUGCAUGAUUUGCUUGCCAGUCUGCUGAGCAAGCCCAACGCGGAUAACAGCAACUACGAUCCCAAGGGGACGGGGUACUUCCCCAACGGCGACUACCAGGUGUACAAGUACUAUAACCUGAAUAUGACGGGCCACCGCGUGGGCACGCUUCCGUCGUCGGACCUCAAGCUGGACGCGUAUGCGACUGUUGGGGAUGAUCGCGUUGCGCGGGUGCUAGUUGGUGUGCGCAUCUCCCAGGGGACGUGGCAGUUGCAGUUGAAUAAGCUGUCUGCGCUGGGGCUGCCGACUAGUGGGACGCUGAACGUGCAUACCUGGGGCUUCCCUGUUGCUUCGAAUGUGCAUUAUGGUGAGAUUGAUGGGCCGAAGGAUCUUGGUUGGUAUGGACAUGCGUACUCGGGUGAUUCGGUGACGUUCCCGGUUUAUCAGACGGAUACUACCACGGCGUAUGCUUUUGAGUUUAAGAUUUGA